AGCAAUAAGAAGAAGAAAAAUAUUUUGUUUUUUUUUCAUUCACUUUGAUUGAAUUCAAAAGGAAUUUUUUGCAUUCAUUCCAGUCAGUCAGUCAGUUAACUGAACAGCAAUCUUAUUUAACAACCCAAACAACCAUACCAAAUAUUGACAAUUAUGGAAUCAAUAUCAAUGAAUAGACCAACUGAAAAUGUUGAUAAACAAAAAAAUAUUGAUAAUAUUCUUGCAUCACUUGGUAAUAUUGGAUAUUAUCAGAUAAAAACCUAUCUACUUUGUUUAUUUCUAAUGUUUUGUUCUGGUAUAAUAGCACCUGCACGAGUAUUUGAACUAAUAAUACCUGAACAUAGAUGUUUAAUACCAAUCUGUGAAAAUUAUGAUGAUAUCGAACAACAACCACCAAAUUCAAAUUAUGAAUUAUUUCAUCAUUCAUUUUUAAAAUUUACAUUACCAAAAGUUGAAAAUUCUUAUGAUCGUUGUCAUUCAUAUGAACCGAUAAAAAAAUUCAACAAUAAUCAAUCAAAUACAACAACAACAACAAAUGAAGAAUGUUCAAGUAAAACAUUUGAACUUCGUUCAACAAUUGAACCAUGUAAAAAAUUUAUAUUUAAUCAUCAAUAUUUUCAAUCAACAAUUAUUACUGAAUUUCAAUUAUAUUGUCAACAAGAUAAUAUUCAAUUAAUACGUGCUUGUUAUUUUUUUGGUACUAUUAUUGGAUUGAUUUUGAAUAUCAUUUUAGCCGAUAAAUAUGGUCGACAAAUAAUGAUACGAAUUUUUUGUCCAUUAACAGUGUUAAUAUUUAUAUUGAAUAUUUUCGUUACAAAUAUCUAUUCAUAUGGAUUUUGUUUAUUUUUCAAAGGAAUUUGUUCGAUUACAUUGUUUCAAAUAUCAUAUACAUUAAUUAUUGAAUGUUUAGGUGGUAAAUGGAGAUUUUAUCUAACAAAUUUUUCCUUUGCAAUAUUUAUAUUGGGAAAUAUUUAUACUGGUCUUUGUGCAUGGUGGUUACGUGAAUGGAAAUUGAUUGAAAUUUCGGGUAUUAUUCCCGUUUUAUUUCUAUUACCAUAUCCAUUCAUAUUACCCGAAUCAUUACGUUGGGAAUUUGCUGUUGGUAAACAUACAAAAGCCAUAGAUAAUAUUGAUAAAGCUGUCAGAAUGAAUGGCAAUAAAAUUGAUAAUGAAACAAUUGAAUCAUUUUUGGAACAAACUAAAAGAAUGACCAAAUCAAAAAUAUCGAUUGGAAAAUUAUUUACAAACAAAUCAAUACGAUUGUUUUUGAUAAUAUUUCUAUUUAUUCGUUUUAUAAAUGCCAUUGGUACACAUGGAAUUUCAUCAUUUUUAUCAUCAUCAUUGAAUGAAGAUAAUAUAUACAUUUUGACAUUAACAAUGAUGAUCAUUGAAUUAUCUGGUGUAAUUUUAUCAACAUUGAUUGGUGGAUUUUCUCGAAAAUUUAUACUAAUGAUUAUGAUGAUUAUGGCCGGAUGUUUUUGUAUUGUUUGUUCAUUUAUUGAAUUGAAUGAUUGGAAAAUUAUUUUUGUCAUUAUUUGUCGAAUAUGUUUAGUUGGAUCAGUUACAUUGGCCAUUGUUUAUUCGGCAGAAUUAUUUCCCACUAUACUUCGUAUUAGUGGUGUUUCAUUUUGUGCAUUAAUAUCAAAAAUUGGUUCAAUGGCUGCAACACAUCUAAUUGAAUUGCAUUCAUCAGAAAAUCCAUUACCUUUCAUAUUCGUUGGUAUCCUGACAAUUAUUGCCGGUUUAUUAAUCUUCAUUUUACCCGAAACAAAAAAUCGAAAUUUACCCGAUUUAUUGGAAAAUUGAAAAAAAAAAUUUAUAAAUCAUUUUAUACAAUGAAAGUUAUUGUUGUUGGUUAUCAUUUUUGCUGAUGAUAUACUAGCAUCAUAUUAACCAAUAUAUUUUGC
Dermatophagoides pteronyssinus (European house dust mite) is the source of this 1907-nucleotide messenger RNA. Its product is annotated as organic cation transporter protein-like. The record is from RefSeq and is a predicted model, not a curated record. Gene Ontology annotation, molecular function: transmembrane transporter activity. Lineage: Eukaryota; Metazoa; Arthropoda; Arachnida; Sarcoptiformes; Pyroglyphidae. Gene Ontology annotation, cellular component: membrane. Gene Ontology annotation, biological process: transmembrane transport.